GGGGAGAUGGCAAAGGUCCAGAGGACCAACACAAUAAGAUGUGGAGGAGACUUGACCAUCAACCAAAAAUCAAAGCCAGGGCUAGCUCUCAGGCAACCCAGGGCAAGGCUUCGGCCCGGCAGCCUGCCAUGGCACAUCCCCUGGGGCUCUCAGAGUCCCAGAGCUGCCUGGUAUUAGAGGACAUCAGCCAUUAUGUCAAGGAAAUGGGGGCCCAACUGGUAAGGAAAGUCAACACCGUCUUCCAGCUGGACAUCACCAGAGAUGGGAAGAUAGCUGUGCAGUGGACCAUUGACCUGAAGAAUGGGCCCGGGGACGUGUAUCCUGGGCCCGCGAGGCUCCCUGCUGACGCCACCUUCACAAUCCCCGAGCCGGUCUUCAUGGAGUUAGCUCUGGGCAAGAUGAACCCACAGAAGGCUUUCCUGGCGGGCAAGUUCAAAGUGAGCGGGAAAGUUCUGCUUGGCCAGAAGCUGGAGAGAAUUUUCAAAGACUGGGCUAAAUUUUAAGCAUGUGAAAAAAAAAAAAAAAAGAAAAAGAAGAGAAACAAAAUGAAACGGACCGCCAAAGAAACGAUCAGACCUCUCCGGUUAUAAUGCCUUUGGAAAAAUCAUGCUUCGAUGGAAGAUUAAAGUCAAAAGUAUCCAAUAUUUUUACUCAAAUUCUUCCUAUUCAAGCUUGAUUACUUUUCCUGCUGAUGCAUGCACUUACAGCGGGCGUUCUGCAGCAGUAAAGCAUUUGGAAUGCA
Messenger RNA from Ochotona curzoniae (black-lipped pika), 742 nucleotides. RefSeq names its product SCP2 sterol binding domain containing 1 (gene SCP2D1). Gene Ontology annotation, cellular component: cytosol. The transcript has 2 exons. The record is from RefSeq and is a predicted model, not a curated record. The coding region runs from base 39 to 503 and encodes 154 amino acids. NCBI's taxonomy places the organism in Eukaryota, Metazoa, Chordata, Mammalia, Lagomorpha, Ochotonidae.